This is a messenger RNA of Erigeron canadensis, 917 nucleotides long. Its product is annotated as U2 small nuclear ribonucleoprotein B''. Gene Ontology annotation, molecular function: U1 snRNA binding. Gene Ontology annotation, cellular component: U1 snRNP. Gene Ontology annotation, biological process: mRNA splicing, via spliceosome. The transcript is spliced from 5 exons. Lineage: Eukaryota; Viridiplantae; Streptophyta; Magnoliopsida; Asterales; Asteraceae. Bases 81 to 767 code for a protein of 228 amino acids. The record is from RefSeq and is a predicted model, not a curated record.
UCCAUAUAAAUUCCUUUUCGCAUUCCCUCUCCUGCACACAGGAAAAAAACACAAACACAGAUUAAAAUCGGGAAGUGAAGAUGCUGACUGCAGAUAUACCUCCUAAUCAAACUAUUUACGUUAAAAAUCUCAACGAAAAAGUCAAAAAAGAAGAGUUGAAAAGAUCUCUCUAUGCCUUGUUCUCCCAGUAUGGGAGGAUUCUGGAUGUUGUUGCUUUGAAGACGGUCAAACUUCGUGGGCAAGCAUGGAUUGUUUUCAGUGAAGUUACUGCUGCUAGUAAUGCAGUUCGCCAGAUGCAAAACUUUCCGUUUUAUGACAAGCCUAUGCGUAUCCAAUAUGCUAAAGGCAAAUCUGAUUGUAUUGCGAAAGCAGAUAAUACGUUUGUUCCAAAAGAUAAGAGAAAGAGACAAGAGGAAAAAACUGAAAAGAAGAGAGAUCCUCCACAGGCUACUAAUGGUGUAAGAGCCGACAACAAUGGAGCCCCUGCUGCUUCAUACCAAAAUGGAAGGUCAAACACACGAGAAGCGAUGCCACCAAACAACAUCCUCUUUGUUCAGAACUUGCCAAACAAUACAACAGAGGACAUGCUACAGAUUCUCUUCAACCAAUUCCCGGGUUUUAAGGAAGUCCGAAUGAUCAAUGCAAAGCCAGGUAUUGCUUUUGUAGAGUUUGAUGACGACAAUCAAUCCUCAACUGCAAUGCAGUCUCUCCAAGACUUCAAGAUCACUCCUCAAAUCUCAAUGGCGAUCAGUUAUGCCAAAAAGUGAGCAAACUGUAUUCUUGAAUUGUGUAAUUGUGGGUCGGUAUUUUACCUUAUUGCCCAUUUGUAAGGAAUUUUGGCAGUUUUAAACUCGUUAUUGUGAAGAAAUUGUAGAAACUAUCUUAAUAUCAAUCGAGACAUCUUCUUUAAUAGCAAA